AUGGUGACACUGUUGAAGCUGCUGCUGCUGCUGUUUCCUCAGUUGGCAUACAAAAUAGAUCCCAUUAAUUGCUUGGUCAAUGAUCCUCCCCAUGUUCCUCAUCAGUGGUAUCAACCGGGAGACCUCCACAUUGGUGGGAUCACUUCUCUGAUCAUCCAUACUUUCCACACUUUUUCUUUCAAGGAACAUCCUUCACAGAAGUUUCCUGAGGUUCCAAUUCUGGUGACAAAGUUCUAUCAGCAUGUCCUGGCCUUGGUGUUUGCCAUCAAUGAGAUCAAUGAGGAUCCCAAGAUCUUGCCCAAUGUUACACUUGGCUACCACAUCUAUGACAGCUACUAUGAUGCCAGUCUGACUUAUCAUGUCACAGCAGAGCUACUCUUCAAAUCACACAGAUUUGUCCCCAACUACAAAUGUGGGACUCAAAGAAACCUAAUAAAUGCCAUUGGCGGACUAGGCUCUGAUAUCUCUUUCCAUAUUGAAGACAUCUUAAGUGUCUACAAAAUUCCACAGAUUGCAUAUGGCUCAUUUGCCCCAGAAGAGAGUGUCAAAACACAGGUCUCCUCCUUUUACCGCAUGGUCCCAAAUGAAGCUCAUCAGUACAAGGGGAUUAUCCAUUUACUUAAGCAUUUUGGAUGGACAUGGAUUGGAUUUUUUAUUGUGGAUGAUGACAGUGGAGAUAAUUUCUUGCAGGCGCUAGAAUCAUUGUUUUCCCAGAAUGGAAUAUGUUUGGCCUUCAUCCAAAGAACCCCACAGCAAGUCUAUUUGAAUGACAUCUAUGAAAUCAAUAGCAUGUUCUUACAGGUGUAUCUGCCAUUCAUGGAGACCAGUGCCACUACCAUUAUUGCCUAUGGCGAAACCUUGAGCAUUAUGUGGCUGAACUAUUUUCUGCUUCUAGGAACUAAUAGAUAUGAAGAAAUCACAUCGGUUGCAAAGGUGUGGAUUCUGACAGCCCAGACUGAUUUUGCAAUUACAAGCCUCCAAAGGGCAUCAGAUUUGCACCUCUUCCAAGGAGCCAUUUCCUUUGCAAUUCAUUCAAGUGAAAUUCCAGGGUUCAAGCAAUUUCUGGAGAACAAAAGACCCCGCUGGUCCAAAGCAGAUGGUUUUCAGAAGAACUUCUGGGAGCAAGCUUUUGAUUGUUCAUUUCCAAAUCCACAAGAACCAAUGGAAGCUGAGGGAAUGUGUACUGGGGUAGAGAAGAUGGAAAGCCUUCCAGAAUCAGUUUUUGAAAUGCGCAUGACUGGUCACAGCUACAGUAUUUAUAAUGCUGUCUAUGUGACAGCACAUGCUCUCCAUGCCAUGUACACCUCUAGAGCAAAUGACAGAAGAAUUGAACUUCAAAGUUUCCACCCUUGGAAACUUUCACAGUUUCUUCAAGCAAUUUAUUUUAACAACUCUGCGGGAGAGAAAAUAUCUUUUAACAGUAAAAGGGAAAUGGAAGGUGGAUUUGACAUAAUGAACAUGGUCACUUUCCCAAACCACUCCUUUGUUAAAGUGAAAGUAGGAUGGGUAGAUCCCAGUGCUCUAGAAGAGAAUGCAUUAACCAUUCAUGAGGAUAUGAUAGUGUGGCACCACAGUUUUAACCAGGCCCUCCCUCUUUCUUUGUGCAACGAACAUUGCUAUGCUGGCUAUCAAAAGAGGAAAAAGGAAGGGAAGAAAUUUUGCUGCUAUGAUUGUUCAAAGUGCCCAGAAGGGAAGAUUUCAAAUUCCAAUGACAUGAGUAAUUGUUUCUAUUGUCCAGAAGAUCAGUAUCCAAGCAAGGACCAAGACAGUUGCAUUCCAAAGACAUUUUCUUUUCUAUCUUACCAAGAACCUUUAGGUAUUAUUUUAGCUUCAGCUGCUGUUUCCCUUUCCCUGAUCACAGCCUUGGUGUUGGGAAUUUUUAUUAAGCACAAAAGUACCCCCAUUGUCAAAGCCAGCAACUGGGACCUCACCUACAUCCUCCUCAUCUCUCUUCUCCUCUGUUUCCUCAGCCCUUUAAUGUUUAUUGGAUGGCCAAACCAUGUGACCUGCUUGUUGCAGCAAUUUGUUUUUGGCAUCAUAUUCUCUGUAGCUGUCUCUUGUGUGUUGGCCAAAACCUUCACUGUGGUUGUGGCUUUCAUGGCCACCAAACCAGGGUCCAACAUGAAGAAGUGGUUGGGGAAAAGAUGGGCCAACUCCAUUGUGUAUUCUGGCUCCCUCAUUCAAGCAAGCAAUUGUAUGGUUUGGCUGGCAACCUCUCCUCCUUUUCAAGAUGUUGAUAUGCUGUCACUCACCAAAGAAAUCAUAGUAAAAUGUAAUGAAGGAUCUCCCAUCAUGUUUUACCUUGUCCUGGGCUACAUGGGACUUCUGGCCAUCAUCAGUUUCAUGGUGGCUUUCCUAGCCAGAAAGUUGCCAGAUUCUUUUAAUGAAGCCAAGUUCAUCACCUUCAGCAUGCUGGUGUUUUGCAGUGUUUGGUUGUCUUUUGUCCCAGCCUACCUGAGCACUAAUGGGAAAUAUAUGGUAGUUGUGGAGAUCUUCUCUAUCCUAGCCUCUACUGGUGGGAUACUGGGCUGUAUAUUUUCUCCCAAAUGCUACAUUAUUUUGCUGAGGCCUGACUUAAACUGCAGGGAACAAUUAACAAGGACAAAGCACCUAUAG
Molecule: messenger RNA, 2616 nt
Organism: Varanus komodoensis (Komodo dragon)
Lineage: Eukaryota; Metazoa; Chordata; Lepidosauria; Squamata; Varanidae
Product: vomeronasal type-2 receptor 26-like
Exons: 6
Coding region: 1-2616 (871 amino acids)
Biological process (GO): G protein-coupled receptor signaling pathway
Cellular component (GO): membrane
Molecular function (GO): G protein-coupled receptor activity
Source: RefSeq, a predicted model, not a curated record